GCUUUACGGCAAGCCUCUCUCCUUCCGCGCCCUUGAACAAGUCAAUUUGGAAAGGGGCGGGGGGAGGGGGGAAGGAAGAGGAACCGGCGCCAAUCAACUACGGGGUUGCUAUGGAAACGCGGGCGCUAUCGUAAGGCAGAGCCCGGGCCGGUCGUGAAGAGAAGGCUCGUUGCCCGCCGCGGAGAGGGUUGUCAUUCGAAGCCGCAUCGGCGGUUCCCCUGAGAGCUCGGUUGCCUUCUCCUGCCACUCGCCAUGGCGGCGGCACUGGCCCGUAAAGCGGCAGACUAUGUGCGCAGCAAGGACUUCAGGGAUUAUCUCAUGAGUACGCACUUUUGGGGACCUGUUGCCAACUGGGGACUUCCCAUUGCUGCAAUCAGUGAUAUGAAGAAAUCACCAGAAAUCAUCAGUGGCCGAAUGACAUUUGCACUUAGUUGCUAUUCCUUGACUUUUAUGAGGUUUGCAUAUAAGGUGCAACCCAGGAACUGGUUGUUGUUUGCUUGUCACUUCACUAAUGAAAUUGCACAACUUAUUCAAGGAGGAAGGUUGAUCAAACAUAAUCUGAAAAAAAAGAAUUGAGUAUUUGAUUAAUGGAUGGAAAUGGAAAAGCUGCUACUCUUCACAGAAUACAAGCAAGGAAGGACUUUGCCAUCAUAGUUGCUGUUUUUUUUUUUUUUAAUCACCUCCAUCAUGAAAAUAUUCUUGCUAGCAUUCAGUAUCAUCCAUUAACUUUUUAAGCUUCCCUUGUACAAAGUAUUGCAUAGCUAUUCAAAAAUUAGAUCACUUUCUGCCUUAAAAGUAUAUUUUAAUGUUUACAAAAUUAUUCAUCUCAAAUAGGUACCAACUUUUCAGAAAGUUAAGAACUGCCAAUUUUUAAAAAGCAAGCAAAGGCAUAAUCAAUUAAUAAAAUUUGAUUUUGAAACUGAAUGUAGGUUAUUUGGCAGUCAGAUGCACAAAUGUAUUGAAAUUGUGAUUCUGCCCCUUUAAGUGCAUUGGAGUACAGUAAAAUUGUAUUUGCAUUCAAGAGCACCAUUCUUUAAAAAUUACAAAAUCAAGAAUGGUUAUCGAAUCUCCACAUAAGCAAUUCAGUACUGAUUGAAAAUGGGUACUUCAAUUAACUGCGGUGAGACUAAUAAUUUAAACGUGAUAUGUCUGCUAAUCUGCAUAUUGGAAACUUAGAGCUAAAAAUUGUUUUCACCAAGAAAUUAAAAAGACAGUGAAGGGCCAAUUGAUUUAUGAGCUGAUUUCAACAAAGUAGGUAUCCUGGUUCAGACUUAUUUUAUAUUUACAGUUAGAAUAUAAAAUUGGCACAGAGCUUAAUUUUGUAAACCCCAAUAUUUUUGUCAGAAACAUAGGUUAACAACUGCAUUGUUUAGUAAAAUAUGCCAUCUUAUCUUUGUAUGUAGACAUUCUGUAAAUGAUACAUUCAAUGCCAGGAUGUUUUCUAAUCACAUGUACCUGUGAGCAAAGUAGGUACAGUCCUAUAUCCCAUUUGGAUAUAAGUAGUGUCUCCCUUAAGAAUCCACCUGAACUCUUAUUUGUAACAAAUAAACUAAAUAGCAUGAUUCUAUUUUUGCAUUCAUUGCAGAUUCCAUAUUAUUAAUGCAAAAAAAAUUGCAUAUAGGAAUUAAUAUCUUUGAAAGAUUAUUUGUGUUUAACUUGACCUUUUUGUUGUGAUUUUUAUCAAUAAUUGUAAUGUACUAUAUAUAGAUUGUCUUUAACAAUGUUAUUUUACUUUGACAACUUUGGGGCAGUAAACCUUCCCUAUGGGGAGAAGCUACAAUAUGAAUGUUCUAAUGGCAAUAAACUACUUUUGAGACAAUUUA
This is a messenger RNA of Python bivittatus (Burmese python), 1823 nucleotides long. Lineage: Eukaryota; Metazoa; Chordata; Lepidosauria; Squamata; Pythonidae. The record is from RefSeq and is a predicted model, not a curated record.